AAGUCAACAUGCAAAAUGUCAACUUUAGCACCGGGUGUUCUGCGAUUAACAAUCUGGCAUUAGCGUCUUUCAGACGCUGUUUUUGAUAGAUUCCAUUCACGUUAAACAGUGCGCGCAGCGAAAAACAACACCUCAGCACAAUGGCGACUGCGAUGCCCAUCAACCCCAAGCCAUUCCUCAAUGGACUAACAGGCAAGCCAGUAAUCAUAAAGCUCAAGUGGGGCCAUGAAUAUAAGGGGUUCCUAGUGUCGGUGGACGGCUACAUGAACAUGCAGCUCGCAAACACGGAGGAGUUUGUGGACGGGACGAACACGGGCCACCUCGGGGAGGUGCUGAUUCGGUGUAACAAUGUGCUAUACAUCCGCGGUAUAGACGACGAAGACGAGGAAGGUGAAAUGAGAGAUUGAUAGUUUAAGAAUAAAUCGGUACUCUAUAUUUCGAUGUACAAAAGUUGGUG
Molecule: messenger RNA, 457 nt
Organism: Anopheles coustani
Lineage: Eukaryota; Metazoa; Arthropoda; Insecta; Diptera; Culicidae
Gene: SmF
Product: small nuclear ribonucleoprotein F
Exons: 2
Coding region: 141-407 (88 amino acids)
Biological process (GO): spliceosomal snRNP assembly; mRNA splicing, via spliceosome
Cellular component (GO): catalytic step 2 spliceosome; U1 snRNP
Molecular function (GO): RNA binding
Source: RefSeq, a predicted model, not a curated record